Trichoplusia ni (cabbage looper) is the source of this 1404-nucleotide messenger RNA. RefSeq lists its product as uncharacterized. The record is from RefSeq and is a predicted model, not a curated record. The coding region runs from base 235 to 1347 and encodes 370 amino acids. The transcript has 3 exons. NCBI's taxonomy places the organism in Eukaryota, Metazoa, Arthropoda, Insecta, Lepidoptera, Noctuidae.
GACAAAUGGCGAGGUUAUGUCAAAAUAAUAUCUGAAGACCUGUUUACAGUUUUACCAUUUUAUUCAGACAAAUAAUUUCAGGAAUAUUCUAGUGUAAUGUUAACUUUUUGAGUGAAAAUCCUAAAGAAAAUGAUUCGCAUUAAGUGGAGCACGGACGCCUAGGUAUUUAUUCCAAAAUUUGCAGCGCUUUUGCCGACUAAGUAGGUCAUUGUGCGAAAAACCUUUUGCAAAACAAUGAACAUAACAAGAUUGCCAGUGACAAAGAAACUUAUCACCUACGCAAGACUCAUUCACAAUGUUCAGACGAUACAACGACACGCUCCAGGCAAUGGUUAUUACUCCACAUUUACUAUUGAUGCAUUUACCAGUGCGAUACAUGACAGGUACAGGUUGAGGUUUCAGAGUAAUGACCUUAAAGAUCAAAGUGUACAGAAACAAGAAGAGAUUACUCCUAAAUACAAUGUCUCGGGUAUGACCAACUUGCAACUCGACAAUAAAUUUUCAGAACUACUCUCAAAGAACAAAGACAAAUUGAUUGAGGAUCUAGUCAUUGAAUGCCAGAAUUGUCGGAAAUUCCUUACAUUUGCUACACUAAAGAAACUCUUUAGACAUUACAGCAUGAAUGGAAACCCAGUUAUGGUUGCUGUCCUCCAAACAUACUGCGAAAAAGUUGAUCCAGUGUCAUACAGAAAAAAUGGAGAAUUUCUGCACUAUUUAGCCAAAGCCCAAUGUAUUAAGGGUAAUUCUGACAAAGGACUGGCAAUAUUAAAAGGUUGUUAUAAGAAAUAUGAUAGUUUAAGAAGUUUUUAUAGAAUAAUAUUCAGAGAAUUGAUUCAAGACUCAGUAUUAAAUAGAUCAGAGGCAUCUCUAGUCAUAUUUACGAAGUAUGUGUUGGAGUUUAGUAAGGAGUGGUCGGAUCAUUACCCUCUGGUCUGCUUUUGGCAUAUCUGCUGGGCUAGUACUUGGUUUUCCGACCAGAUGUUGGCAAAUGAACUCUUGGAAUCAUCUACAAUACUUCAAAAUAUUGUAAGAGACAAGGCCACAGCAUUCAGUAUGAUGGCAUUAAAAGACUACAAUGAGGAUGCAGUUGUAAGAUUACUUCAGACCCUACUCAAGUAUGACAUGAUGUCCGAGUAUGUAAUGGUGUUACAAGUACUGUUCAAUUAUAAAUUAAGAAAACGGGACAUUCGGGGCUGUUCAGAAAUCAUAAGGAAUUGUGAUGCUCUUGGCGUGACCUUGCCAUCGGACCAGCAAGGAAGGUACAUAAGGAUGCUGAUCGAUAACAAACGGUGGAGUAAAGAAGAAACUACGAGGACACCAUCCAAAGAUUUCCGACUCAAAUUUUAGUACUUUUGUACAGUUUUGUAAAUAGUUUGUACAAAAUAAAUUAUAAGCGUAAUUGUA